AUGAUUGGAGCGGACGACUCUUUGAAACUGGGAAUCAUAUAUUGGGCCACAGGGCAAACAGUCCUGUUCUAUUUGCUCGAAGACUUAGCCUUUGGUUUGGAAGCAGCAGGAGUGCUAGUUUUUUCCGCUGCUGCAGGUGAAGGAGAGGCCUCCUCUUUCUUCACCUUGGAAACAACCUUCUUGACGUACUUGGUCUUCUUGCUGUCAGUCUCCGAGGUUGGGCUGGCCGUGGUGGCCACGGUUUCGGCCGCAGUGGCUGGUUCCGUGUUCGACUCGGUGGUUGGCUCGGUAGGCGUCUCAACUGGCUUAGUUUCAGUAGUUGGUUCCGCAGUUGGUUCCGCAAUUGGUUCCGCAACAGGUUCAGCGGCCUUCUCGGUAGUGGUCUCAGUAGGCUCUGCGGUGCUGGCAGCAGCAGCACGCUGGUUCAAAACCUUUGGGUCCACAGUUCUAAUUUCAGAAAAGGCUGAAAUAGAGUGUGGGUCUGAAGGAACAACAAUACCUGGUUCACCCAGAGUGGUCUGCUUGCCCUCAGAUGAAGGCAGAACGGUAGGCUUAAGCUCGGUCUCGGGCUCCUUAACGGCCGUCUUAACAGGCUCUGCCUCCUUAACAGGCUCUGCCUCCUUGUCCUUGCCUGAAGCAGCAAUUCCAGCAGCGCCAACAGCGCCAGUAGCACCAGCAACACCAGCAGCCAGUGGAACAGAAAGUCCUCCAGCCUCGGGAAUUUUGGCGCUUUUUGUAUCUUCGGUAGAAACAACAUCCUUUGUGUAG
This is a messenger RNA of Ogataea philodendri, 768 nucleotides long. RefSeq lists its product as uncharacterized. Bases 1 to 768 code for a protein of 255 amino acids. The transcript is spliced from 2 exons. The record is from RefSeq and is a predicted model, not a curated record. NCBI's taxonomy places the organism in Eukaryota, Fungi, Ascomycota, Pichiomycetes, Pichiales, Pichiaceae.